AAGGAACUUUAUUUUUUUUUUUCUUUUUUCUUUUGCUUCUAAGAUCAAAAUUUUGGCAAAGGCGCCGAAAUCCAAAAAUCUCACCCCACUAAGUGAACAUUGCGUAUACAACAACUUCUGUCUUUUUAAACCUCAACGUUAAAUAUUCCUUUCCGAACUUGAAAACUUUCAAGACUUUACAAAAAUCGCAUCAAUGAGUGAGAAGGGAGCUGGCCAACUUGGCGUUUCGCCGAGUGAUCGAUGCGCCAUUGGUAUUUCCUUUGGCAACUCGUACAGCUCUAUUGCCUGCACGAUCGAUGACAGUCCUGUUGUGAUUGCGAACGAAGAUGGAGACCGACAAAUCCCCACCAUCCUAUCAUAUGUCGAGGGUGAAGAGUACACCGGAAACCAGGCUAAAGCCAUGCUGGUUCGAAACCCGAACAACACAGUUAUAUCUUUCAAGGACUUCCUUGGCCAAGAAUUCAAGUCUAUCGACCCUACCCACUGUCACGCCGCAGCCCACCCCCAGGAUGUGAAUGGAACGGUUUCUUUCACAAUCCAAGAUAAGGUCGAGGGAGAGUCUCCCUCCACACUGUCGGUCAAGGAAAUCUCUACCCGAUACCUACGCCGUCUUCUACAAUCCGCCUCAGACUACUUGGGAAAGAAGGUUACAUCUGCCGUAAUAACAGUACCUACGAAUUUCACAGAGCCCCAGAGGGAAGCCCUGAUCCAGGCCGCGAACGAGGCCGAGCUUGAGGUCCUUCAACUAAUCAACGAGCCUAUCGCUUCAGUUCUUGCCUAUGACGCGAGGCCGGAGGCUAAGUUGGAAGAUAAGAUAAUUGUGGUGGCAGAUCUUGGUGGUACGCGCUCAGAUGUCGCUGUGGUAGCUUCGAGAGGUGGAUUGUACACAAUUCUCGCGACGGCUCACGACUAUGAGUUCGCUGGCGUGCACCUGGACAACGUCCUUAUGGACCAUUUUGCGAAGGAGUUCAUGAAGAAGAACCCCAACGUCGACCCCCGAGGAAAUGCCAAGAGCUUGGCGAAGCUUAAGGCUGAAUCCGAGGCUGCUAAGAAGGCUCUUAGCAUUGGUACCAACGCCAGCUUCAGUGUCGAAAGCUUGGCGGAUGGUAUUGACUUCCAAACUACUAUCAACAGAUUGAGAUACGAGACGAUUGCUCGUAAGGUGUUUGAGGGCUUCAACCGUCUCGUUGAAGGUGUUAUAAAGAAGGCCGGAUUGGACGUCCUCGAUAUCGACGAGGUCAUUCUGUCUGGCGGUACAUCCCACACUCCUCGAAUCGCAAACAACUUCCGCGCGAUAUUCCCGGAGACCACUACUAUCCAGGCCCCUGCUACAAGCGCAACAGCUGUCAACCCUUCGGAGCUCCAAGCUCGUGGUGCCGCCCUCCAGGCCUCUCUGAUCCAGGAAUACGAGUCGGACGACAUUGAGCAAUCGACGCAUCCUGCUGUUACAACAGUCAAGCACAUUACUAAUGCCAUUGGUGUUAUCUCGUUAUCCGACGACGGUGAGGAGGUCUUCACGCCCAUCAUCGCGCCCGAGACCGCAGUCCCGGCUCGCCGAACAGUCCACAUCGCAGCCCCUGAAAACGGAGGCGACGUUCUGGUAAAGAUUACCGAAGGCGGCACUCACAUAAAGGUGACGAAGCCGGAGCCGAAAUCGAAGGAGAACGGCAGCAAGGAGGAAGGAGACGAUGAGGAUGAGGAGGAUAGCGACUUCGACUCCGAGGAGGAGGAAGAGGAGCACAGAGAAAAGGUCUGGAAGAUCGGCACCACCCUCGCCGAGGCCGCCGUCCGCGACGUCAAGAAGGGAGGCAAGGUCGAGGUCACGAUCAAUGUGGGCGGCGACCUCGCGGUCACUAUCACGACGAGAGCGGUCGGUGGUAAGGGCGGCGUUAGGGGAACUCUGCCGGCCCCGUGAAAAUAGACCACCUAUCUUAUCUUACCUGUAUAAGGUACCUACCUGAUAGGUAAAUGUUACUUAGUGCUAUUCGCUUAUAUUAGGCGUCGGUCUAGUAGUAUAAAAGAGAAGGAGAGGGGAGGGGAUCGCGACACUCGGUAGGCCACAUUUAGGACGAAAAAAAAAACGCAU
Molecule: messenger RNA, 2086 nt
Organism: Daldinia caldariorum
Lineage: Eukaryota; Fungi; Ascomycota; Sordariomycetes; Xylariales; Hypoxylaceae
Product: HSP70-domain-containing protein
Exons: 3
Coding region: 194-1915 (573 amino acids)
Biological process (GO): protein folding
Cellular component (GO): cytosol; nucleus
Molecular function (GO): ATP-dependent protein folding chaperone; ATP binding
Source: RefSeq, a predicted model, not a curated record